AUGACUAUCGCCAUCUCGCCUCCCCAGGCGUACUCUACGUCGCCGCUGCGCUCGUCGCCGCUCACGGGCAAGGCGCUGCUCAAGAGUGCCGUCCCCAUCCCUGCCCCUGUCCGCAAACCCAGGACAUUAUCCGCCACCCACCCCAGCCCGCUCACCUUGACCUCGAACACCCCGGGCUCGCCAACAUCGGUUGCGUCUACUUCUCCAAGCACCUCGCUCUCGCGUUCCCAGCCGCUACUGGGCAGCUAUGGCCUCUCCCUCCUGCAGCGCCGUAUGAGCCAGCACGCUCCACACAACGUGGACACGUUUGCGCUCCGCCUGCGUGCUGUUGCGACUGGCCCGUGCCCCCCGACGCUGCGUGCACCCCCACCUCUCUCGAUACCGUUCACCGCGACGUACUAUGACCUCGCAGAGGGCGUCAACACUCCCUGGGUCGCGGACGUGGACCUCGAGUCCUGGUUCUUCACAGCCUACAGCGGCGGCGGAGUGCCGACCCCCGCCCCCGUGGGUGUCAAGUCCGGUGCCUUCACCGCCACCCCGUCGCCACUUGCCCCAGGUAUCCCCGCCAGUGCACCCGCGUCGACCAGCGUAGCGACGUCCUCGCUACCCCCACCUCCACACUAUCCAGGCUACCGCGUCGCGCCCGUUGGCCAGCUCCAGAUCCUCAUCACAACGCCCAGCGCUGCCGUCAAGGCGUUUGUCGUGCCCUACGAUCUGCGCGGCUUGGCAGUCGGCGCGCGCCUCCUCGCUCGCGAGAGGACGUUUGUGCUCGGCGAGUCCGUCCAGGCUGGCACGGGUGGGCCACCGCCCAGCCCAUCCGCGCCGCGCGAGUCGCUGCGUUACGCUGUGCAGCUACAGUUUGUGUGCGCGGCCGCGCCGCCCUCGGAAGCCGAGUUUGGCGACGGGCGCGCGUUCUACGUCUCCCGCGCGCUCAAGCUCGUGUUUGCCAGCACACCGCUGGAACGCGAGGCAGAGGUCCGCGACGAGCGCGCCGACGAGGUCGUCCCGCCCUCCGAGUCGGGAGGAUCGGCGUCGUGCGGCGACUGGCUGCGGGCGCGCAAACGAUACCUGGCCCGCACAGCCGGCGUGCGGGGCGCGACCAAGGCGCGCCGCGCUGUCGGUUUCUCGCCACCGCGCGAACGGCCUGCGUCCCCGUUACCGCCUGGCACGUCGCCCCGGUCGCUCCUCAGUGCCCUGGCGCCAGACGACAGCGUCAGCGCCGGCGCAGGCGCCAGCGCGACGUCGCCCGGAACCACACCGGGAUCGAGCGCGCCGCCCAGCCGAUCAGCGUCACGCGCCGGCGAUGCGGAUACGCCAGCGGCCCCACGUGUGCCGGCGCGCACACAGCGUCGGCGGAGGAGUUGGCGCGCUGAGCGCGAGUUGUCCGAGAGGUUGCGCGCGCUCGAGAUCGGAAAUACCACCAGCAGCUUGGUGGAGGAACGGGAGGAGAGGCGCGAAGAAAGGCGGUGA
Apiotrichum porosum is the source of this 1470-nucleotide messenger RNA. RefSeq lists its product as uncharacterized. The coding region runs from base 1 to 1470 and encodes 489 amino acids. The transcript has 2 exons. Lineage: Eukaryota; Fungi; Basidiomycota; Tremellomycetes; Trichosporonales; Trichosporonaceae. The record is from RefSeq and is a predicted model, not a curated record.